CCCUCCCUCUGUUGCAGCAUGUGUGUGUGCUCCCCGUUAUAAAAGCUAUCACUGUCACCAGGGCGCUAUCCUGCAGAGGAGCUCAAGUGUACGUCAGAGAAAAAGAGACUAACAGAAGACUGCACUUUUCUUCCACUGGCUGCUGUGUUGUGCUCUGUAUAAACUGCAACCAUGGCCAGAAACCUGCUGAAGAAUCCCAGUGGGGAAGAACAGUUGGAAUUCUGGGACUUGACGGAGAACGGAGGCAGUCAGUGGAAGGUGGAGGACAUGCCGGGAGACUGUGGUUUUGACUUCUGCACCGAUGGAGUGACCAAAUACUUUGUAACCUCCUUUGAGCUGUGUCUGAAGAGGCAGGUGAUCGACUUGUUAGCGGAGGGUUACUCUCCCGAAGAGUUGGACAAUGAGCCUGCCGUCACAGUGGAAGACUGGUACUGCGGGAGGUCGGAUUGUGGAUGCACUUACCAAAUGACUGUGUCUCUGCUGGAUGAGAAUCAAGAGGUCAUGAAGGAGUUCCAACCUGAGCGAGUGACUCUCGACCCCGACUGUGAUGACUGUUCAUGGAAACAGGUCAGUCAUACAUUUUCUGAGUACGGCCCUGGAAUGCGUUUCAUCUCCUUUGAACACGGAGGACAGGACACCAGGUACUGGGACGGUUGGUUUGGAGUCCGGGUCACUGGGAGUGCUGUUACUGUAGAGGUCUGAUCGAGAAGAGAAAGAAUGAAAGGAGAACGGAGCUGGGGAGUUAGGACUACUGAAAGGUGGCAGAGGACGGUGGAGAAGGUCUCCGGACUGACAGAGUGAAGUUUCGAAGUUUCAAGAGGACCAGCUUUGCCUUAUGCAGUUGCACCCGUUAGAAAACUAACUACACUAUCAUGGCAGCACGUCAGCUUUACUAACCUCAAGAUAAUUAAUUUGCUGCUUGCAACAGUUAACAGUAACCAUUUCCUACUACCUCUGCACUCUGACUUACCCUGGUGUUAAAUGACAUGAUGUUUUUGGUAGGUGGAGGCGUUGUAAGCAGUCAAGUGAUUUAUGAUUUAAACUGGAAUUAAAAUGAUGAAAUAAACUGUCA
Molecule: messenger RNA, 1072 nt
Organism: Larimichthys crocea (large yellow croaker)
Lineage: Eukaryota; Metazoa; Chordata; Actinopteri; Sciaenidae
Gene: fbxo2
Product: F-box protein 2
Exons: 6
Coding region: 172-702 (176 amino acids)
Biological process (GO): ERAD pathway; glycoprotein catabolic process; SCF-dependent proteasomal ubiquitin-dependent protein catabolic process
Cellular component (GO): SCF ubiquitin ligase complex; cytoplasm
Molecular function (GO): ubiquitin protein ligase activity
Source: RefSeq, a predicted model, not a curated record